Molecule: messenger RNA, 867 nt
Organism: Mauremys mutica (yellowpond turtle)
Lineage: Eukaryota; Metazoa; Chordata; Testudines; Geoemydidae
Gene: BLOC1S1
Product: biogenesis of lysosomal organelles complex 1 subunit 1
Exons: 4
Coding region: 73-450 (125 amino acids)
Biological process (GO): endosomal transport
Cellular component (GO): BLOC-1 complex
Source: RefSeq, a predicted model, not a curated record
GCCGCGGGCGGUCACGUGGCGGCGCAGUCCCAUGACCCCGCGCGCAGCGGCCCGGCGCGGCGCGGCCUGGCGAUGCUGUCCCGGCUGCUGCGCGAGCACCAGGCCAGGCAGAGCGAGCGCAGGGAGCAGCAAGAGCGGAGACGGCGAGAGGCCAUUGCUGCAGCCACGUGCCUGACCGAGGCCCUGACGGAUCACCUGAACGUCGGGGUGGCCCAAGCCUACGUGAACCAGAGGAAGCUGGACCAUGAGGUGAAGACGCUGCAGAUCCAAGCUGCCCAGUUCGCCAAGCAGACGGGCCAGUGGAUCAGCAUGGUGGAGAACUUCAACCAGGCGCUCAAGGAGAUUGGCGACGUGGAGAACUGGGCGCGCAGCAUCGAGCUGGACAUGCGGACCAUCGCCACCGCCCUGGAGUACGUCUACAAGGGGCAGCUGCAGCCCUCCAGCUCCUGAGCCCCCGCCCGGCCGGAGCCCCCGCCCCUCCGCCUGGCCGCCCUGCUGAGCCGCCCGCAGGACACCCCUCGCCUGGGCCGCAGCCAUUGCCCUCAAGUCUCUGAGCGUCACCCCGGGGGAGAGGCCCCGUCCUGCCAGCCCGCGGGGGGGACCCCGGCCGCAGGGGCUCUGCUCUGACCCUGGGGGCUGCUGGGCCCUCUGGUGCCCUGCCACAGGGGGGAGCCGUUGGGUGGAGGCCCUGGAGCCUCUCACUGGGCUGCAGGUCGCCUGCCCCUGUGCUGAGUGGCUCGCAGCAGGGGGCUUGGGCAGAGGGUGGCUGGCUCGGGGGGUGGGGGGUGAGAUCCUGUCCCCACCCCGGGGUGGUGCUGCAGGGCGGCUUCGCUGGGGAAUGGAAUAAAAUGCAUCAGUUAAGCUGGA